This is a messenger RNA of Symbiodinium necroappetens, 4303 nucleotides long. The record is from the annotation of a GenBank genome assembly. Lineage: Eukaryota; Dinophyceae; Suessiales; Symbiodiniaceae.
GCAUCUCGUGGCCAUGUCCUUGCGAUUGCUCCAGAAGGCGGCGCCGGCGCUCAGGUCUCGAGUGAUGCUGGGAGCCUGGGGAGCCGGUGCGAACCGCGGGAGAGGUAAAGGUGCGAAGCGCGCCACGCCGAUGAGCCUACAGCACUUCCACGAGCAAACCGCGAGUGUCAGCGCUGUUGGAAGCACAAGACAUUCAGCGUGGUCCAAAGGAGCUUCUCGUAGCAGUCCAUCCCUGUCAGCAGAGGAAGCAGAUGCCACCGGCAGGACAGCGCGUCCUUCUGCGGGGCCUUCUGCAUGGGCCAAAGGUCCGCCCAGUUCUGCUGUGGAGAAUUUGUGGAGUGCGGCGCCCGCAGCUGACGCGGACGAGGAUGAUUGGCAGGCACCGGCGCAUGAGGCGGAGCCGCUCGUGAACGAGUACGUCGAUGAUUGGGGCACAGACACCACUGCAGGCCCCACUGAAGCCUACAGUGUGGCUGAAAGUCCAACUCGAAUAGAGGCCAGUCAAGAAGCCCCCUGCGACAGCGAUGGCGGGGGAGAAGAGGUCCAGGAGCCGCAGGAGCCGCAGGAGCCCGUGGAUCCGACCGACGAGGACCAGGAGGCUGAAAGCUUGGGAACAGACGUGGCUCUCUGGCUGAGCCACUUAAACCUCGCAGACCAAAAACAGGCGGUGCUCGCCUGGUGUGAGGAGAUGGGGGCAGCUUCGCUUGAAGAGGUCAUCGAGAGCAUCGAGGACCUGGCGCAGGCACUGGCUUUGAAGCCUCUGCAGGAGAAGCGCCUGCAGAACAGAGCUGCUGAGGCAUUUGAGAAGGUCCGAGCCAGCGAGGCUGCAGAAGCCAAUGCAGAUGCGGCGGCUACUGGAGCGGGACCCUCCACGGCUCCACAAGGCACGAGCUACUAUGACGGAGCAUCAUCCUCACGUGCGGGUUCAAAAGAAACGAGUGCAGUAGCAAGGGCACAGAGCUUCUACAAGUCUUGCGGCCAAGAAGCAGAGGACAACUACCUCAAGCAGAGGCCUACGGAGGUCGCUGUCUGGGUGCCGUCUGCCAAGAAGAGCCAAGGCGAAAGGAAGCGGCAGAAGAAGCCGGCCAGCGAGGCCGCCGAGGAGAAAGAGGCCGAGAAGGCUAGGCGAGAGGCAGAACGACGGCUGGAAGAGCAGCUGCGCGAGGAGCAUGAGCGGAAACUCAAGGAGUGUCGCGAUCUCAUCGCAGACGCCUUGGAUCGCACUGACUCGCAGGCCUUCGCCACGGCACUGGCUGCCGCCAAGAAGGCCAGCUGCAGAGAAGAGGAGGGCAAGGAAGCGCAAGAGAAGCUGAACCUCGCGCUUCGCAGGCGCACGCAGCGUCGACACGACGCUCUGUGUGCCUUGCAAGCGAGUCUUGAAGCUCCAAAGGACGAGAGCUUUGGACCUGCAGUGCAGAAAGCCUUGGAGGAGGCCAAGGCAGAAGGAGUGCUUGAGCACGUGCCUGGCGGCCGCGAAGCAGCUCGAGAUGCCGAGGCGGCUUUGCAUGACUGGGAAAUAGCAGAGCAGCAGCGGCAGGAAUCUCGCAUGGCGCUGCAGUUUGCUCUGCGUCGCGGGGAAGUCGGAGCUCUGCAGGUGGCACUGAGCGAAGCCAAAGCUGCCGGUCUUCCAGACGACUCCGAACUGAUGACAGAGGCAGCCUCCCUUGUCCAGGAUCCACGUGAUGCUCAAGAGGAGAGCUUGGGCUUUGCUGACUGGCGACAUGAGGCUGAGAUCCAGGAUGGCGACGGAAACCUGCGCCUGGUCCUGUUCUCCUUCCUGGCGCUUCUGUCCACGGCAAUCUUCUACUUGCAUGUGGCCCAACAAGGGCAGGGAUCCAAACUUCUGAGCCCCAAUCAGCUGGACAAGCUCAGUAACAUGUCGAUUGCCGCCCUUGGCACACUGGACGAUGGCUCGCUGGACCGGCUCCGUCGCUUCAAUCUCGACGUCUUUCACAAAUUUGCCCCCGUGAUUCCCUUCGAGCCCCUGCCUUCGGACGUGUUUCUCGUGGGCGUCAUAGGUAGUGGCAUCACCAUGCUGACCCAAGUGGCCCACGGGCUACGGUCCAAAGGGGACAUGUCUUUCAAUGACAUAAACGAGGUUGUGCCCUGGUUUCAUGCCGCACAGCUCUGCGGGCAGAACUUGGAUGAACUUCAGCCUUACAAGCCACGCCUCUUCAAGACGCAUCAGCUGUAUGAGAAGCUGCCAGAGGAUGCCAAAUUUGUGGUUCUGUUUCGUGAUCCGCGGCAAAUCUUUUUGACUAGAUACCGCCGCUUCUGCAACAGCUCCUGGACUGACUAUGCUCGUGUUUCCCGGGGCGCGAUCUCCUUGGAGAAUUUCGCUGUGGGCAUCUUCGGACAUGAGUCGAGCAAUGAGGUUUGGAAGUUCAUGAGGUCGUGGAUUUCAUGCUGUUUAGGCAGCCAGAAGGUGCUUUUUGUUUCUUUCGAAGACUUGGUGGAGCAGACGGCAGACGAGAUUCGCAGGAUAGGGACGUUCAUAUCUCCGCACGGCCGAGUCUCUGAUGAUGCCCUGGGCGUGGCCAAGAACCAGUCCACCAAAAAGUUCAUGCAGGAGCACAUCUCGCAGUUUGAUGAUCACUUCGUGCUGAAGCACCUCAAGCCUUUUGAGGAGGAGGUCCAGGCAUUUGGACGGCUCCCCCGGAUCCCAAAAAUUUGGACAGAGAGCCUGCCCCAGGAGCUCCCCCGGCAGAUCGAGGAGCUCUUCGAGGCUCGCUGGAAGCGCUUCCUGGGCGAGACGGGCUUCGCUUCCUACGAGGACUUGAGGACACAGCUGCAAGGCAAAACCUCUCCCUCGAGGGCGAAGUCGGGCAGCGAGGUCUCAGAUCUAUGGAUCAAAGGCCUGCUUGCAUUGAUCGCUGCAGUGCUCAUCGCGGUGCUGGUGCUUCGGGAUGUGAGGCUGCGCGCUGUGGCUCUUCUUCGCCGGGCCUUCAAGGGUACCCUCGGAAACCGCCGGUCACUGUAUGUUCCCGGAGAUUACACCAUGGAGCUGAGUGAACUGUUAGAGAAGGAGAGGCUCAUUCAAGAGGAGCUGUUACAGAAGAAGAGGCUCAAGCAAGAGGCCAUCACGAAGCGAGAACGAGCCCUCGCGGAAGAGGAUCUUCAGCUCUUGGAAGAAGCCAUCGCCCUGUGCCGCCAGCAGGGCCUCCCGUUUCAAGGAGCGGAGGAGACCUUGCAGAGGUGGAGGCUCCAGGCCGAAGAGCGCCAAGCUGCGGAGCUCCAGCUUCAGGCGGCUCUCGAAUCGGAAGAUUCUGCUGUGCUGAGAAAGGACGAAAGCGUCGUCGACACCUUGGAAUCUGUUUGGGGCCUGACGCGCGAUGCAAGGAUUCCCUUUGCAUGCCGAGGCCCGAAGGACAGGCUCGUCGAGAUGGAGGCACGGGCCAAGCGGCGGGAGAUGGCGCAGCUCGAGCUUUGCCUGGCACAGAACUCGCGAGACAUCCCCCGACUGCGAGCCGCCCUGGAGCUUGCACGGGCCGCCGGGGUGAACCUUCCAGAGCAGCAGGUGCAGGAAGCUGAAGAGGUUCUUGCUGACCUCAUCCAGCAGGACAGCCUGCGAAGAGAGGCUCUUCAGCGACUCGCAGAGGCUGCGAAGCUGCGAGACCUGGCAAUGCUGAAGCAGGCGCUCUCCGCGUCCGACAUUCUCUCUGAGGAUGCCGAGGUGCAGAAAUCGAAGGCCUUGCUCCUGGAGCUGGAAGAGGAGGCACGGGCCGAAGCAGAGGCGGCACGACGAAGGGCAGCCGCUGAAGCAAUAGAGGCUGCUGUGGCACAGGGAGACUGGGGCAAAAUUGAGUCUGCUUUGAGUGCUGGCUUGGAGCUCGGCCUUGCAGAGGAAGGAGCACCAGUCCGAGCGGCUCACGCGAAACUUGAGAGCCUUCGCGAGGCUCGGGAGCUCGAGGAGGCCCAAGCCGCUGUGGAGGAGGCCGAGGCGAGGCUCCUGGAGCUGCAGAAGAAGGAGCACAGCUUGGUGGGAGCGAAGCACAAGAAGGAGCGCUCCGCGAUCGGGAAAGAGAUGAUGGCAAUCCGCAACAGUGAAGCUUACAUCUCCGCAAGGAACUUCCUGAAGAGCCCUGAUCAGGAGAGGAAGCGAAGGCAAGAGCAAAGGCGAGCUUUCUGGGUUGGACGUCAAAAUUUGACCUGGUCCAUUUGCAGCUCUUCAGAUACUCCAAAACAGUCGCAGCCCCCCCUGUGCUCUCGCCCUUGUCGUUCCAACAUUUCCAUUAAAGGGUUGUCUCGGGUUGCUCUUGCUAAGUUGCACUUUUUACUCUUCGGAAAACCGUUGCCACCGUAG